Molecule: messenger RNA, 1002 nt
Organism: Cucumis sativus (cucumber)
Lineage: Eukaryota; Viridiplantae; Streptophyta; Magnoliopsida; Cucurbitales; Cucurbitaceae
Product: autophagy-related protein 8f
Exons: 6
Coding region: 292-648 (118 amino acids)
Biological process (GO): cellular response to nitrogen starvation
Source: RefSeq, a predicted model, not a curated record
AUUAUUGAACACCGAACCAACGCCACCGUGAAGGCUUCACUCUCUUUUUAUCUGUAAUUCAAUCAAAGCUCGAUUCUCGCAAAAUUUCUCGCCCAAAACCCAUUUCCUUUCUUGUUUGAGGACAAUUGGGUCCGUUUCUUUUACUCUCAGCUGGAUUCCCACCUCCAUUAAUUUCUCUCAACUCUCUCUUAGUUUCCCCAACUUUCUAAAAUUCUGGGGUUGCUUUUUUUUUUUUUUUUUUGAAUUUAAAUUGAAGGAGUUUGACGCUCGUGGAUUGUAGUUUCAAGACUGAUGGCUAAGAGUUACUUCAAGCAAGAGCAUGAUCUUGAGAAAAGAAAAGCAGAGGCUGCAAGGAUUAGGGAGAAAUAUCCCGAUAGAAUUCCUGUUAUUGUGGAGAAGGCAGAGAGAAGUGACAUCCCUAGCAUUGAUAAGAAGAAAUACCUAGUUCCUGCAGACCUUACCGUGGGACAGUUCGUUUAUGUCAUUCGUAAAAGGAUUAAAUUGAGCCCGGAGAAAGCGAUCUUUAUCUUCGUGGACAAUGUCCUCCCUCCUACAGGAGCAAUCAUGUCUGCAAUAUAUGAAGAGAAGAAGGAUGAAGAUGGAUUUCUGUAUGUUACUUACAGUGGAGAGAACACAUUUGGGUGGUAGCUGGCUUAUGUGGUAGACCUGAUUGUUCUUAGAUUUUCACUUCAUUGCUAUUGUCACGGCCAUCGUUGUAGUCAUCUUCCACUGUUCUCUCUGCCUCUUCCUUUUGCUGCUCCUUGUUCUUCCAGUUCUUCAAGGAUUCUGGCAAGUGAUACAUUCUGUACAGCUCUACAUAAUGAAUAAAAUUUGUGAAAACAUUUCCACGCCAAGAAGUUAUUAAUUGCUUCCAAUAUUGCUUUUAUAAUUCCUUUUGCCCCAAAUUUUUUAUGGGGUUUUUUUCUUCUGUUUAUUGUAAAGAUAAAAUCUCUUACAAAAAAAUCGUUUUUACUCAUUAAAAAGAUAUUCCAUCUACUCUUA